CGAAUUGACUCUCUCUAAACUCCCUUGUAAAAGCACCCGUGCAUUCUCCGUUAUAGUAUAAAUCGGGCUACAGGUGUUCCACCUAAAGUCCUACCGGUCAAUUUGCGUGUUUUUCCCUUUCUUACUUUGCCAAAUCAAGCGAACUAUUCUAGACCCGGUCUAGUAUAGUUUGACCGGUCAAGUAAUUUACACCAUCAUUUUUGGCGCCACCCGUGGGACCAUUAAGGUUUCUUCUCCUAAACACAAACCUACCCACCAAAACACCACUCGAAAUGUCUUCCAGCCAACAAAUCAACGCUACCGCUCAGGUACAGGCCACCAACGAGGGAGCCAGCAUCCCUGUGGCUGCUACCAUACCGGUCAUUUCAGCCCCGGUGUUGCCUUUGGGUCUGAGCUCUGUCCCAACGGCCAGCGUGAUUAGUCCCUUCGCGACCCCCGUCCCAUUUGCUGGACCGAGGGUAACGUUCCCACCAAGCAUGACGCAGUUCAUGAAUGACCCAGCCAACCUACACGCCAUCCAGGGCUUUGGCCAGGUCAUGGCCAUGUGCCAACAGAACGGGGGGAUGCCUUUCCUCCCUGGUAUGUUCCCAUUCGCCCUUCCAGGCGCGGGGACGAUGCCUCUACAAGCUCCGAUGGCGGUGACGUCGUUCCAGACGCCGAUGCCGCAACCAUCACCUUUCCAGCCCCAGCUGGUCAGCACCAUGGCCCCGGUCAACUUGGUCGGUGCACUUAACGCUGCAGGGCCGUCGCGUCCCCCGCAAGCUACGGAUCCACAGGUCACUCCUGAUGGUCAUUGCGUCUCGAUUGAGAGCGAUGACGGCGAGUGGGACAUCCCGAGGGCCCACAAGAAGAAGAAAGGAAAAAACAUCCGGCCAGCGACCUCCCGAAACUCCGCCUUCGAAAGGCUGGGGGGUAGGGAGGAAGGCCAGAGGAAGUCAGCCAAGCAGAGGCUGGGGCAGAGUGUUGCCCAUGUCAGCGCAUUCGCCCGGCUAGGCGAGGUGCGGGAGGCCGAGCCUGCCCGCACCCGGCGCUCCCGGUCUAAUCGGCAGGAGCCAGCGAGGACGAGGGCCUCCCACCAUGAAGGGGAGGCAGAAAGCCAGUCCAGGUUACCGGUGGCGAACCGGUUAACCAUCCCAAACGACCGCGUCCAGCAAAUGGAGGCAAAGCUGGAAAGGCUGGAAAAGAAGGUCGGGGAGAAGAAUGACCGGGACAAACCCCUGGCAGGGUCCCCGUUCACCACAAGGGUCCAUCUGACACCUUUCCCGCGAAAGGUCAAGAUCGACGCCCCCAGAUUCACCGGGAAGGAAGAUCCGGAAAUCCACCUGGACUCCUUCAACCAGAGUGCGACCAUGA
Molecule: messenger RNA, 1353 nt
Organism: Cuscuta campestris
Lineage: Eukaryota; Viridiplantae; Streptophyta; Magnoliopsida; Solanales; Convolvulaceae
Source: the annotation of a GenBank genome assembly